Drosophila elegans is the source of this 2986-nucleotide messenger RNA. RefSeq names its product neutral ceramidase (gene CDase). Gene Ontology annotation, cellular component: extracellular region. The transcript is spliced from 6 exons. Gene Ontology annotation, biological process: sphingosine biosynthetic process; long-chain fatty acid biosynthetic process; ceramide catabolic process. The record is from RefSeq and is a predicted model, not a curated record. Gene Ontology annotation, molecular function: N-acylsphingosine amidohydrolase activity. NCBI's taxonomy places the organism in Eukaryota, Metazoa, Arthropoda, Insecta, Diptera, Drosophilidae. Bases 695 to 2809 code for a protein of 704 amino acids.
CGAUCAGUCGAGUGCCAGCUUGGGCGCAAAACGGGCCACAAACCACGGAUCUCGGUUUCAAUUCGAGAUAGUUUCGUUUUGCAAUUGUUACGAGGGGAGGGGUCAAAAAAAAUAAAUAAAUAAAUAAACUGUCGCGUUCGUGGAAAGAUAAAUAAAUCGAAAAAAGUGGGGCCCAGCGUGUUUUGAAAUCGGCUCUUGGCAUCGACAAACACCGAACUGCAACUGAAAACGCUGCACAUUAUCCAUUAAUUGAGGGGAUAUAAAGCGUGUGAUAAGCGCACAAUAAUUACAUAAAUUAUUUUAGCACUAAUUAAAGCCCCGACCAAGUUUAAACCAUAAAUGACAGUGUCAGUGUUAAUAAGCCCCGAACAGUUGCAGUGAAUACAGUGCCAGUUUUACACAAAGGAAAAGGAGUUCACAUUGCAUAAACCUCAAAAACAAAAAAAAAACAAGUCCAAGCAUCCCUAAAUCAGUGCAAGUAACCACCUCAGUGAGAGAUACACAUAUAUCGUAUAUACUUAUCUUAUAAAAGGCCCAUCAAACGAAAUCUUCUGUAAUUUGCUCAAUUGGCGCGUUUGUCCGGCGAUCAGCGUUUGGCGGCCCGUAUCCAAGAGAUACUUUUGCAGUAUCUUUAUGGUAUAUACAAUUUGAUUGCUCUCUUUUUCGAAUCAAAGUCAAGUGCCACAACCCGAAGAUGGGCAUUAGCAAACUAGCUUUCUUGUCUCUUUUGGCCCUGAGUUCACUGUGCGGAUUGGCCAGUGCCACCUACAAAGUGGGCGUGGGCCGAGCGGACAUCACAGGACCGCCAGUGGAGAUCAAUUUUAUGGGCUAUGCCCACAUCAAGCAGGUGGGUCGUGGCAUCCACACCCGAGUGUUUGCCCGUGCUUUUGUGGUGGAGGACGAGAAGGGCAACAGAGUGGCCUUCGUAAGUGCAGAUGCCGGGAUGAUGGGCUUCGGCCUGAAGAGGGAGGUGAUAAAGCGUCUGCAGGCACGCUAUGGCAAUGUCUAUCAUACUGACAACGUGGCCAUAAGUGGCACCCACACCCACGGAGCACCGGGUGGAUUCCUGAUGCACCUGCUCUACGACAUCUCCAUUCUGGGCUUUGUUCCCCAGACCUUUGAGGUCAUGUCCCAGGGGAUUUAUUUGGCCAUUAAACGUGCCACAGACAACCUGGUCGAUGGUCGCAUCUUUCUGUCCAAGACCACAGUGCUGAAUGUCAACAUCAAUCGUUCGCCCACAUCCUACCUGAGGAAUCCCGCCGAGGAACGGGCCCAAUACGAACACGACACGGACAAGACACUGACUCAGCUGAGAUUUGUGGACCUGGAGAACAAUCUGCUGGGUGCUUUCAACUGGUAUGCAGUCCAUGCUACAUCGAUGAACAACACCAACCAGCUGGUGACCAGCGAUAAUGUGGGCUAUGCUGCUCUCCUCCUGGAAAAGGAGUACAAUCCGAAUAAGAUGCCUGGGAAGGGGAAAUUCGUGGGCGCAUUCUGCUCCUCGAACCUUGGAGAUGUUUCCCCCAACAUAAUGGGUCCCAAGUGCUCCAUUUCUGGCAAUGAAUGCGACCUGCUGUCUUCCCGUUGUCCCGCUGGCGAGGGCGAAUGUUUUGCCUCCGGACCGGGAAGGGAUAUGUUCGAGAGCACCCAGAUUUUGGGCCAAAGGUUGUCGGAUGCUGCUCUGGGAUUGCUCAACGAACAGAGCCAGGAAUCCACUGCUCGGGAGGUGACUGGAGACGUGAGGUUCAUCCACCAGUUUGUGGACAUGCCCAAUUACAAUGGUAGCACCUACAAUCCGCUGACCAGAAAGGUCGACAAGGUCAGAGGUUGCCAGCCCGCCAUGGGUUACAGCUUUGCUGCCGGCACCACCGAUGGACCGGGAGCCUUCAGCUUCGAGCAGGGAACCACCACGGACAACGCCAUGUGGAACUUUGUGCGCGACUUCAUUGCCGCUCCCACGCAGGAGGACAUCAAGUGUCAUGAGCCGAAACCCAUUCUUUUGGCCACCGGCAGAGCCACCUUCCCCUAUGAGUGGCAGCCAAAGAUUGUCUCAGAUCAGCUGCUGAAAAUUGGAGACGUUAUUAUUGCAGCCGUGCCCUGCGAAUUCACAACGAUGGCAGGACGACGACUCCGAAAUCAAAUCCGUGCCGCAGCCUCCGCCGCUGGAGGCAUCGAUACCGAGGUGAUCAUCGCCGGACUGACCAACAUAUACACCAGUUACACAGUGACCCCGGAGGAGUACCAGGCGCAGCGUUACGAGGCAGCCUCCACGAUCUUCGGGCCCCACACACACUCCAUUUACAUGGACGUAUUCGAGCGACUGACCAAGGCAAUGAUGCGGAACGAGACCGUGGAUGCGGGUCCGAGUCCGCCGUACAUGAACGAUGUGAUGCUAUCGCUGAAUACCGGAGUGCUCUUCGACGGACACCCCAUAAACACGGACUUUGGCUACGUGAAAUUGCAGCCCAACAAGGAGUACGGCAUUAACGAGACCGUGAAGGUCACCUACAUUUCCGGAAAUCCGCGAAACAACCUGUUUACCGAGAAAACUUACUUCACCGUGGAGCGCAAGAUUAACGAGGAUCGCUGGAAGGUGGCCUACACGGAUGCCAGUUGGGAGACCAAGAUGGUCUGGCAUCGAACCAACACGAUCCUGGGCUUCAGCGAACUGGACAUCUAUUGGAACAUAAGUCCGCAAACGCUUCCCGGGGAAUAUCGCAUCCGACACUCCGGAGAGUACAAGUACAUCCUGGGCGGAAAGUAUCCCUAUGAGGGUCUCACGCACUCCUUUACGGUCAAAGAGGACUAGGGGACUUGCACCAUGGAGUGAUCCUAUAAAUAUUCCUGGCCAGACAAUUGUCGGGUCCAUCAAACGCAAAAACCAACACUGAAUCCAUGUAUUUAUUUACCAUUUGUAAGUGACGAAGGAAAAGCUUUAUUUUUGCUAAACGCGAAUAAAAAAGAUGCCAAAUUUUGUUGAAACUAA